This is a messenger RNA of Orbicella faveolata, 1556 nucleotides long. RefSeq names its product recombining binding protein suppressor of hairless-like. Gene Ontology annotation, biological process: regulation of transcription by RNA polymerase II. Gene Ontology annotation, cellular component: nucleus. The record is from RefSeq and is a predicted model, not a curated record. Gene Ontology annotation, molecular function: RNA polymerase II cis-regulatory region sequence-specific DNA binding; DNA-binding transcription activator activity, RNA polymerase II-specific. Lineage: Eukaryota; Metazoa; Cnidaria; Anthozoa; Scleractinia; Merulinidae.
AGUUGCAGUUGUAAAAGCAGGCGCUUGUCGCAUCAGCCUGGAUCUCUUGAUCUCAGGCCUGGAACCUCUUAUCAUUAGAACAUCACAUCUCCCAGUCAGUUAGCUGGUCAUACACUGUACAUGUGUUUAAUAUGCUUCAGGUUUUUCUGCCCUCCUCCUUGUGUUUACCUUGUGGGAGAGGGUUGGCAGUAUCGGCAGGCACUGAUGCCUCAAGCACCAGAUGAUGAAGUGAUGCAUCAGCCAGUGGCUUUUAUUGGUAUUGGAAGCAAGAAUGAACAGGAAAUGCAGCAACUCAUUAUUGAAGAUAAGGUGAGUUGCUAUGCUUACAAACUAUGGUGUCAGCUGAGGUACAUGUACAAACAGAAUCCAAAUGUUGAUCACGUGAUUAUUCCACAGGUCGCCUUUUAUAUGAAAGAAACAGAACGAAUGUAUCUUUGCUUAUCUCAGGAGAGAAUUAUACAGUUCCAGGCUACACCAUGCCCGAAAGAGCAAAAUAAAGAGAUGAUUAACGAUGGAGCUUCUUGGACAAUCAUUAGCACAGAUAAAUCAGAAUACAGCUUUUACGAGGGAAACGGUCCUGUUAGGUCGCCCAUCACUCCUGUUCCAAUAGUGAACAAUUUGCAGUUGAACGGUGGUGGAGAUGUAGCCAUGUUGGAACUCACAGGGGAACAUUUCACAGCCAAUCUGAAGGUUUGGUUUGGAGAUGUGGAGGCAGAAACCAUGUACAGAUGUGGAGAGAGCCUGUUAUGUGUAGUCCCAGACAUAUCGGCCAUUCGUGGUGGUUGGCGGUUUGUUCGUCAGCCCACAGAAGUGGCCGUCAGCCUGGUUCGCUCCGAUGGAGUUAUUUAUCCUACAGGGUUAACAUUCACUUACACGCCAGAGCCGGUGGAGAGACCCACUUCAUCGAUAUCAGAGACAGUGCUGCGAGCCGACAUUUAGAAGCACCAAACAAAGAGAAACUUUAUUUUUCAUCAAGAGUAUUAUUCACAUUAUGCGAUUUACGAUAUACGAUACUCCUGUUUGGAGUCGAUGGACGAAUCUAUAACACUAUUAAGCCGCAAGCAGUGCUAAUUCCUAUUUGCAACUAGCCCCGUUAAUUUGGGAGUUUCAAAGAAGCUAUUUUUCUUCUCUUCCAUACCAUGACGCCUAAACAACACAAUCUCUUGCAACAACUUCCUGGGAGUUGUUCUCGAAGUUUAGCUCUGUUAAAUUGAACAAGACGCAGAUCUCUUCUGCACUUCCUCGAACAAAAUUGCGUUGCGAAGCUACAGCUAAAUUAGUCACCUUCUGAUGUAAAAAUUUUAAAUCCAGCGAAAGCUAACAUCAUUUAGUUCACGUUUUUAUAUUAUAAUUUAUUUUUAGCCAUCAAGUGUAAAGUUUCUUGACUCGCAGUCUGUAUCAAAAGCCAUGUAUCUCAAGUGUACAGCAUAGCGCGCUUCUAUUCAAAGUUUAUGUGACUUAAUUCAGUGGAAUAUGACCAUUUGAAUGUAUACUAUUCCAGGAUACCACGUAGCAACGAAAAGUACAACUAAUAAAAAUGUUUAUUGAUAUUUAAA